Molecule: messenger RNA, 2450 nt
Organism: Camarhynchus parvulus
Lineage: Eukaryota; Metazoa; Chordata; Aves; Passeriformes; Thraupidae
Gene: ELAVL2
Product: ELAV like RNA binding protein 2
Exons: 7
Coding region: 742-1821 (359 amino acids)
Cellular component (GO): ribonucleoprotein complex
Molecular function (GO): RNA binding
Source: RefSeq, a predicted model, not a curated record
UUUUUUAAUGUGAAUAUUGGUUCAGAUGACAAAGGGUGUUUUGAGCGCACCUCUAGGAGAGCACGUCUGAGUUUUGGCCUUAUUUACACUUCUCAGAGACAGGCUGUAUGAUGUCCUGAGGAUCAGGGUGCCUUGGUGUGGGUAAUUUAGGCUUGUUAGGACCCCUUUUGGUAGAGUAGGAGAGAAAAUGUGGCUCAAAAGGAGAUGAAAAAUGGGAAGAUGUGGCUUAUGAGUCAGGAGAUAGAAAAUGGCUGUAAAGAUUGAAGUAAGCCUGUUCAUGUAGCAGUAUUGGUCUGAUAUAUUUUAUGGUGUGUUAGACUUUAAUAUCCCUGUUUAUAUCCCACAUAACUUCUGCAUUUCUAGCUUCCUAAUUUCUGGAAGUGACUGUGGCAUUAUAUAGUUAAAUGGUAACUUAGAGAAGGCAAAGGACUAGGUACAUAUAUGUGCUUUUGCGCAAGAGAAACUCCUGUAUGGCAACAAAAAAUGUAAUACCUUUGUCUAAAACUACUUUUGGCAAUAAUGCUUCUGUCACGUACUUCUUCGUCAUUUGUGAAAGGCAUGCAUUUUUCCCAAUUAGCAAUAUGCGACCAAUUGAUCGCAAUUUGUUUUUAUCAACAGUACCUUAUUUGCUGUCCAUUGUUCUGUGUUACAGUAUACUGGGGGAUCUCAGGAGAAUUAGGAAGGAACUCCUGGCCAUGAAAGGAAGCGAUAGCAGAGAGGGUGAGGAUAGUAAUUGCUGCCAUGGAAACACAACUGUCUAAUGGACCAACUUGUAAUAACACAGCCCAUGGUUCAGCCACCAUAAACAAUUGCUCAUCACCAGUUGAUUCUGGGAACACAGAAGACAGCAAGACCAAUUUAAUAGUCAACUACCUUCCACAAAACAUGACACAAGAGGAACUGAAGAGUCUUUUUGGCAGCAUUGGGGAGAUAGAAUCCUGCAAGCUUGUCAGGGACAAAAUAACAGGACAGAGCUUGGGUUAUGGUUUUGUGAACUACGUUGACCCCAAGGAUGCCGAAAAAGCUAUCAAUACCCUGAAUGGAUUGAGACUUCAAACUAAGACUAUAAAGGUUUCUUAUGCACGACCAAGUUCAGCUUCUAUCAGAGAUGCAAAUUUGUAUGUUAGUGGACUUCCAAAAACAAUGACCCAGAAAGAACUGGAACAGCUCUUUUCCCAAUAUGGACGUAUUAUUACUUCUCGUAUUCUGGUUGACCAAGUCACUGGGGUGUCACGGGGCGUGGGGUUUAUCCGGUUUGACAAGCGAAUUGAAGCAGAAGAAGCUAUCAAGGGCUUGAAUGGCCAGAAACCUCCAGGUGGCACAGAGCCCAUCACUGUAAAGUUUGCUAACAAUCCCAGCCAAAAAACCAAUCAGGCCAUUCUUUCCCAGCUGUACCAUUCUCCAAACAGAAGGUAUCCCGCCCCUCUAGCUCAGCAAGCUCAACGUUUUAGGUUGGACAAUCUGCUCAACAUAGCUUAUGGAGUAAAGAGUAGGUUUCCUCCAAUGACCAUUGAUGGAAUGACCAGUUUGGCCGGAAUUAAUAUCCCUGGACAUGCAGGAACUGGGUGGUGCAUUUUUGUGUACAACUUGGCCCCUGAUGCUGAUGAGAGUAUCCUCUGGAAAAUGUUUGGACCCUUCGGAGCAGUGACCAAUGUGAAGGUCAUCCGUGACUUUAACACCAACAAGUGCAAAGGUUUUGGAUUUGUGACUAUGACAAACUAUGAUGAGGCAGCUAUGGCAAUAGCCAGCCUGAACGGAUACCGCCUUGGUGACAGAGUACUGCAGGUCUCCUUCAAAACAAACAAAACGCACAAAGCCUAACAAGUUAUUCUCAGUGCAUUAAUACAUGAAAACUAUACAACAAAGGCGAUUUACAGGAAUCUUUAUGCAUUAGUAAAUGCCUUUGUUGUAUGCCAGUGUGGAAAUGGGGAUAAAAUGACUACUUAGCAUCCUAAGAAUAUGUGAGAUUUUUUUAUUGCUACUAUUUGAAUUAGAACUUCUUAACUAUCUUUUGUGUUUGAGUAUUGACAAGAGGUACAGGGUUUUUACCUGUCACAAUGCGUAUUCUAUUGCCUUCUUUGAAGAAGGUGGACCUUUUAAAAUGUUUCAGCUAAGGGAAGAAUUUCUUUUUCUUUAUACAUGACUGCCUUUAAUAUGAGUAAAUAUUGAGGCUUUGUGUAAUACUAUUUUUUUUGUCAUUUCUUGAUUUGCUUUGUGUUUGAUUUACAUUGUAAUGCAAUAUUGUUUUGUUGUUCAAGAAAAGUGUCUAAGUUUACAUUUUAUUUAUAAAGUUAUAAGCAGUAUUUAUUUCAUCAUCUUCAUUUGGGUUGGGGAGUGGGAACACAUUAUAAAAGCUUAUUGUAAGAAUACUGGAGAACUUUUCGUAAAGCAGUACCUUGCCAAAGAGAUAAGAGCCUCUUUGAUGUGGGUUUAAAAAGCAUCUAUUUUUA